Messenger RNA from Bacidia gigantensis, 885 nucleotides. RefSeq lists its product as uncharacterized. The transcript is spliced from 2 exons. Lineage: Eukaryota; Fungi; Ascomycota; Lecanoromycetes; Lecanorales; Ramalinaceae. Bases 1 to 885 code for a protein of 294 amino acids. The record is from RefSeq and is a predicted model, not a curated record.
AUGACUUACUUAACUACGAUUCUCUGUCUUGCAUUUUCAGCUACGCUUAGCAGUGGAUUAGCCUUCUCACAAACUAAUGCAUCAGCGUUGAAAUCACUUGACCAAGUCAUCCCGCUACAGCCGAGUUCGAGUGGUGCCUGGAGAUUUACAGGCAGCAUUGACACAAACAAGGAGCUCUCGGAUGGAUUAGAGAGCGACUUCCUUCUUGAGAUAGAACAUGAUCUUGGUCAGAAGCCGCAGAGUAUCCUCGUCAGUCCAACUGCGCAAUACGUCAGCUUCACAGGAUCACUCGACGCUAUCAAAGUAGAGUGCCGCUGGUUGGCGAAUCGUCAGCGACUGACCUAUGGAGAAUCUUUGGAUGGCAUACAAGGAUUUGCCGAGUUUCUGGAUCUGAGAGGAUCACAUCUUGCAAAUGAGCUUGAAGCCAGCAUUUUCAGGAACGGCGUACGCGUUAUUUCCGUCCACAUUACGGACGAAUUUGGGGAAGAGGUGGAAUUUGCGACCUCUGGGGCGCUUGAUUUCAACGGGAAGAUCUAUCCAGAGAGACAGAUCACUGGUGGCGCGGCUGCAGUAAAUGAGUUAUUGCGCAGAGCAAAGGCUGAUGCUCAAAGCAAAUCAGGACGAGGUCUAGUUCCGGCUGACUGGGAACCAGCUUACCAGAGACAUAAUACAAAGCUAUGGUUUGUAGCUUGGCAUGGUGAAGACUUCACGUACGACGAUGUUGUAGAUUUUAUUGAUGCUGUGGUCGAUUAUUAUCGCGAGGAGAAGGUCUACGGUACGCUUCGUGGGUUCGGGGAGAAAGAGGACGGUGACGUGGCGUUUUCCAUUGGGCUCGAGAGCCAACCUCUUCAAUUAAAUGUGAAUGAGAGCCUGAUCGCUUUUUGA